Messenger RNA from Cynoglossus semilaevis (tongue sole), 2856 nucleotides. RefSeq names its product nuclear speckle splicing regulatory protein 1-like. The transcript has 11 exons. Lineage: Eukaryota; Metazoa; Chordata; Actinopteri; Pleuronectiformes; Cynoglossidae. Bases 1 to 2430 code for a protein of 809 amino acids. The record is from RefSeq and is a predicted model, not a curated record.
AUGUCGGGCCUGCAGAAGAAACCAGAUCUGGCCACUAAUUUUAGGUUUUCAUAUCCUCUGUUUCUCUCUCUUUCCCAUUGUGUCCUCCCAGUUGAACAAUAUUAUUCCACCAACGUCCAGAAGAACCAGCUAGUCCAGAAUGACAUCCGUGUGGCCAAGAGGCUGCAGGACGAGGAGGAGAGUCAGUGGGCGCAGCAGAGUGUGGUCCGACAGUCGUCCAGACAACUGGAGGAACAAGAUUUUGAGCUCGCCCGUGUCAUUCAGGAUGAGAUGCAGCGUAACGCUGAAGAGGCGCGAAAGAGAGAGCUGGACGACGAGGAAGUGGCCAAACGCUUGCAGGAAGAGGAGGAACAGCGGAUUAGGGUGAGGAGGAGAGGGGAGAACGGCCACAGUGAAGGAGAGGAGCAGUAUCCAACAAACUCCGCUAGGGGGCAAUAUUCUACCUCUGACAACCAGUCAGAGUCCAACGGCACUUUGGCUGUCUCUCCAAGAGAACUGCUGGCUCAUAGGAACGGAGCUUCACGGUCAAAUCAAGGACAUGGGUAUUCUUUUCACCACAGAAGGCACGAGUUCAGAGAGUCUUUGAGUGAGGACUCGGACUCGGACACAGUCUUCAAAGAACAGCUCUCCUUGUGGUCUCAGAGAUGGAACAGAAGAGUCAACACGGCACCACAUCAUCAGCGGGCCUCCGCAAGACGCUCGCAGGAGAAGACGUCCAGAAGUCAACUUUCACCUCGCCGCAGCUUCACAGAUGAGGUCGUCGUCUAUGAAGGGGAGAGAGAAGGACUGGAGGAGGAGGAGGAGGACGACGACGACUACGACAGGGACGAGAGGAUGAUGAUGAGAAAUCAGAAUUGUGGAAGGAGCCAAAGAGAGGUCUAUGAAGAAGACAACAGGCUGAGACGUGGGGACAGAGACUCCAGGUCGGCUCGUGGUAGAGAGCGGCACCUGAGUCGCACCGAGUCGGUCAGGAUACACGACAGAAGUGCACACAGGAACAGGGAUCUGGUCAGAACCUGGAGCUACAAGGACCAGCCCGACAAACAUGUCCAUUUUCAGGACAACGCCCGGGCGUCAAGCAGACGGUCGGAUGAAAGCAGACAAGUCUGGGAGAUGUUGGGCCAGGUCCUCAUGGAGCGGGGUGUGCCCGUGAAGCUAGGAGGCGACGGGGCGCCACUCCAAAUAAGACCUCAAAGAAGAGACAGUCAGGUGCUCCAUGGGAGUGAGGUCUCCUGCUGCAGCUCCCAACCACAUCAGAGAGACUUCCAGAGAGCUGCUCCCACCAGGCACAGUUUCCAUGGAGAUAUCAGGAAGAGGAGGAAAUCAUCACACCGGGAGGACAGUGGGAGAGAUCACAGAGACGGCCGAGACAGGCACUGUGAUGAAGGGGAGCGUGAUGGAGAAGUUCACCAGAUUAGCAGCAGACACUCCUUCCACGUCAGCAGGGAAAGGCAAGGCAGUAGAAGGUGGAGAGAACACGGUUACGCAAACGGAGGCGAAGGCGAGCAGAACGUAAAUCACCACAGGGUCAAAAGGACAACAAGUCAACGGGGGCAGUGGCAAAGGACAGCAGAAGAAAGGUUCGUCUCAAUAGAGGAGGAGAAGGAGAAGGAGGAGGUGGAGAGGAGAACCCAGUGGCCUCCUCGCAGGGCUUCGACCAGGGCUAGGCCGAGCCAUGUCUCGGCAGGUAACGCCACGGACUCCAGCCAAUCGCCAACUGCAGGACUUUCACUGGAACAGGACCCAGCUGAGGCCGGCCUACACCUUGGGGAGUUGCAGCAGGUCCUCGAAGAUGAAGAGCUGGCCCGGAAGCUGCAGGAGGAAGAGGAGAAGUUGGUGAAGAAGAACCCCUGUCCGUCUCCUCGUAGUUCUUAUCCAGAAGGAGACUUCAGAGCAGCACAAGUAGCACAGGAUGAGGAAAUCGCACGUUUCAUGCAGAAGCAGGAAAUGAAGUUGAAGCACAGGUCCUGUGAACUGGAAGGGCCGUCGUCGUGGCGUGAACACAGGGCGAUGAUCACGUACCACGACAGACGAGCUGCACGAGAGAGAAAGCUCCAAUUAGAACCACAAGAUGUUUGUGCUGAAACGCAGGUCCAGCGAGAACGACUGGACUCAGAGGGACUUCCGUCGCCCACCGAGGACUGCAGUCCAGAGAACCAGCCUCCCAGUCCUAUCUCCACGUCACCACAAACCCAGAACAUCAGAAACAUCGCAGAGGAGCUCGAUCCCACCUUUCAGGGGCGGAGACAGGAAACAAACCAACUGCCACCUGAACCAACAGGUCCAUCGAGUCAGUCGGUCUCCGUGUCACACUCGGGCCUGAACGACGUCCCCGGAGAGCCCGCCUUCAUUCCACCCACAAAACGGCAAACGGAAAAACCGGCGCGCACUAAACCAAAAGAGAAGAAGGAAAACUGCAAACAACAAUAGCAAAAUUUUGGGAACGUAAACAUUUUUUUUUUCCUCCACUACAUAUUCCUGGUCAUGACCCUAAAGGUUGGAUGCCAAACGAACAACGUUCUACUACUUCGUCCAUUAGCACUUUAGACCAGUGGAACGUAGAACUAUUCCAAAGAAAGGCCUUAAAAAUAUAUCACAACUCUAAAGCCACAACUUUAUAACUCCCAGGGACAAAAGUAAGAGUUUUUUUUUUUUGAAGAAUUGCUGACGAUAUCGUUUGUUUUGUUUAUUAACAGUACACAUUUUUAAACACUUUGUUUUUUCAAUGUUUGUUUUUUGUGUCUACCGUAACUGUUAAAAGAUACGGUUUUUUUUUUCCCUGUUAUUUGUUUCUUCACGACACAUUAACUGACAAUAAAUGAAUUGGUCUAUUGAUUGGACGAUUCCUCUACACCA